GACUUAAGUUUGGCACAAUGUCGCCAUGGUAAUUGCCAAAACAGUUUUCAGUGGAAAGGCUUUAGGAGCUUUUGUCAUCAAACAAUCAGUAAGGAGUCUAGUCUGUGUGAGCACAGACAGGUCUGUACUUCGGUUCAUCACUGUCACACAAUUGCUGCCGUUUCAAAGAAUAAGAGGGACGACACAGUUUUCAUCUUUGUUGUUUUUUUCUCUGAAAUUGUUCACUUCUCACUGGGAGAGGAACAUCUGUGCGAUGGCUUCAGCCUGUUCAGCGAGUAUCAGCAGCUGCAGAAACUUAAGUGCAUUGAGGUUUGCAUUGUUACUGUAUCUGGGAUUUCUUCUCCUUCAAUCCAUUAUAGAAAGUUUUUUUUUUUUUUUUUUGAUGAAUGAUGGGAGGAGUUUGGGACCAAUCAGGAGUAGAUUUUCUUUUUUUCUUCUUUUUGUAUCCUCCUAUCUACAGAUACACACAAGGCAGAUCACAUGACCAGGGAUAACGAAGGAAAAAACAGCAAAGAAAAAAAGAAGAGAGAUUUGGGCCUCAGUGCUCUGAGCUCUUCAAUGGAAACCACAUGUAGCGCAGUGGGAGGGGGCAGAGGUGUGUGUGCUUGGAGUGUGUGUGUUCGGAGGGGGGGGGGGCUGUGGUGACUAAAACUCCAGCCUCAGAGUGAGGGAGGAGGUAGUCCCUCUGAGCUUUGCUGACAUUCCCGAAGAGCGCUUCAGGGGACUGAGGAGUGUGAAGAACAGUAGAUUAUCUGUGAGUGUUUCCUCCACAGUUCACACUUCUUUACUGCGGGGCUCCUGGACAGAAAGCAGAAAGCUGAUCUUCUUUUUAUUCAACUAAAGGAAAGCAAGAAGAGGAUCUACUGGAAGACAAGCAACAAACAUGUCCAACGCUUUGCUCAGGAGAAACUCCAGCAAACAGGGUCUGCAGAACCUCAUGAGACUGACCGCUCAGAGGAGCAUCGAGGAUGCUGAGGAGGUGGAGAGAGAGCGCCGUCGAAGGGCCCGGGAAGCGUUACACAGGAGAAACAGCGGAUCCACCCCUGGAGAAUCAUCCCCCGAGAGUGAAGUGCUAACAGAGGACAACAGAUUUGACACGAGCUUCAAACCAAGCAGUUCUCUGGAGGAAGACGAGGGUUUCAGUGACUGGACUCAACGCAGAGACAGACAGAAGCAGCAGCGUCUGCUGGAGCUCAGUGUGGGAGGCCAGGAAGAGCGGAGGGAAAAUGAAGACGUCUUCAGCAAAGCUCUACCUACAAAAACCACUGAAAUCCAUGUUGCUUCUACAAGCCGACUCCCGAGAAAAGAAGAGGGAGAGAUCCUGAAGAGCAGAGUGGAGACGGAGAAGAGGAUGGAAGAUGACGUGGAGGAGAGGAAGGAAAGGAAGAGAGAAAUGCUGAUUUUAAGCAGACAGGAAGUGAUUCAAAGGCCAAAUAUUGAGGUGGAGAAGAGACUGGAAACUAAAGAUCCCUACACCUCAAAGACUUUGAAACACAGCGUCUUCAAUGGCCACAGCCCCACCAAUGAAGUCGUGUCACACCUCAAGAGAGUAAACAGAUCCAGCAGCAGAAACGUGGAGCCGGAGGAGGCUGAGGCCAUCCAGGAGGUGGAGCAGCGACUGGAGAGGAUCCGCCACAGCCUCCAAGAAAAAGAGAGCCAGGAACUGGAGCAACUGAGACUGAAGCAAACCGAGGCUGAACAGGAGCUGGAGGAGCUGAAGAGGAGGAGAGAGGAGAGGCAGAAACUCCGAAAGGAAGAGGAGCGUUAUAGAGAAGAGGAGGAACACCAGCGGCUCGCCAAAGAAGAGGAGGAAAGGAGACGGAUGAAGGAGGAGAUUGAGAAGAGGAGGAUGGAGGCUGCAGAAAGGAUGAAGAGUCUGAGCACUUCCAGCACUGAUGGGGAGGAAAUAUUCAGUCCAUUUACCCCAAAAGCUUCAACUCAAAAGAUCACAGAGAAGACAGAAUCCCUGAACCGAUCGCUGAGGAAAAGUAACAGCUUUAAGAAGAUGCAGCCUCUCAUCCUGAUGCCCAAGAUUGAUGACAAACUGGAGCAGUAUACCAGUGCUGUGGAGAACUCUCAGGAAGCACGAGCAGUAAAGGCAUCACUGGCUGAUAUACCCAUGUCCCCAGAAGUCGUUGCCUCCAAGAAAAAUCUUUUCGAGGCUGGAGAGGCCUGGAGCCAGAGUCCCAGCAAAGGAGCCUCCUGCAAGGAUGCUGAAGGUCUGAAGGUGGGCGUGGCCAGCCUGAUCAACCAGUGGGUCAGAAGCCAGUCAGACGGCAGCAGCGGCAGACCGUCAGCUUGCAGAGCAGCAGAUGUGAAGCCUGGAGAUGUGAUGCAGAAGAAGAACAUGUGGGAGGUUAUGGGAGACUCAGGGAGGCAGGAUCAAAGACUACAGGGUUCAGCAGCUGGAAAAAAGUUCAAAUUUGUUGUCACUGGUCAUGGCAAAUAUGAGAAAAUUCCACCCAAGGACCAGAGUGGAGGAGAAUCCAAUAUAAAGUCUGAUUCAUAUCAUAUCAGCUGCUGAGGUGGUGCCAUCUCCACAGCGAGGGAUCUCUACAGCCUCACUUCUUUCUGCCUCAUCUUAAGGAUUGUCAUAGGAGUCGCUGGAGUUUCUCCUAGCUAUUGAUAAGUGAAGGCAGAGUUCACUCUAAGGUCACUGUGAUAUUGUCCAGAAUAUUCAAUAUAUGUAUGUUUCUGCCAAGCUGUCAUUUUUUUAUUGUUAUUAUAUGAUUGUGUCUUCUUUUGUUUUGUAUUUUCUGAUUUUUUAAAUAUCAUAUUUUUUCACCUUGAUGUACUUCCAGAAUAGAUUCUUAAUAUCAGCUUGAGCAUGAUUCUGGACAAAUGUUUAGAGUUGGCAUAAAUAAAUAAUGUUUGUAUCUUAAGGAUUCCAUAUUUGAGCUGAUUCGCACUUAUCUGUUGACUGCAAAACAAUCUUGGAAAAUUAAGCAGCAUGUGAAAGAAAAACUUCAAGGGAGGCAAACUGAUGAAUCUACAGACAGCUAAAGGACACUGUGUAUGUUGCUCGGGCUCAUUAGAUUAGAAAUUAUUCACUUGUCAAAAGCCUUAUCAGACACAAACAAGUAUAUAGUUUCAGAUAUUUUAGUUAAUCUGCUGACGGCUUUUUUAAUCUUCCUCUCUAAGAUUCCUGCCUGUGUGAACUUUUUUCUUGAAUAAAUCUUGAAGAGUUUUGUUCAUCUUA
Messenger RNA from Oryzias melastigma (Indian medaka), 3199 nucleotides. It is a transcript of the gene lsp1a, whose product is annotated as lymphocyte specific protein 1 a. Lineage: Eukaryota; Metazoa; Chordata; Actinopteri; Beloniformes; Adrianichthyidae. Gene Ontology annotation, biological process: muscle contraction. Gene Ontology annotation, molecular function: myosin binding; calmodulin binding; actin binding. The record is from RefSeq and is a predicted model, not a curated record. The coding region runs from base 884 to 2524 and encodes 546 amino acids. The transcript is spliced from 13 exons.